AUGGAGUGCUCUCGUGCUGCAUCACUUAUCGCAUCCGGAAAUGAGCAUAUUCUUGCAGCGGCCUCUGAGGACGAGCACAUUCCCUCCAAAACUCAGUCUAGUCCCAGCAGCUGCAUCAACAGCGGCAGCAGCAUCAGCCGGCAGGUCUCAAAUUCUGCCGGACUCGGUCUUUCUAGUGGCGCCAAGGCUGGUGGCGGACUGGCAGCUGCUAUCGCCUCGGCUGUUGGGUCGGCGACCCAUUUUCGCACCGCCAGGCUCACUCUGUCCGGAGGUCGGACCGAGCAGUCCGACUAA
Molecule: messenger RNA, 294 nt
Organism: Protopolystoma xenopodis
Lineage: Eukaryota; Metazoa; Platyhelminthes; Monogenea; Polystomatidea; Polystomatidae
Source: the annotation of a GenBank genome assembly